CCAUCAACAGUUUCGCUUUUUGUCUGAAAUCGACAUCUGGCAGUAGCUAAUCAAGAUGUCUUACGACCCGAAUGAUCCCGACUUCGAGUAUCUUGCCGUAGAUCGCAAGAAGCUACUCAAAGAACAGACACAAGCUUUUGAUGGUAAAAAAGCAUGUUGGGUUCCGGAUGAAAAAGAUGCUUUUUUACCAGCUGAAAUCCAAAGCAGUAAGGGUGAUGAGAUAACUGUCAAGGUCACCACCAACCAGUCGAUCAAGACUGUAAAGAAAGAUGACAUUCAGCAGAUGAAUCCACCGAAGUUUGAGAAGUAUGAGGAUAUGGCUAACUUGACCUAUUUAAAUGAAGCUGCUGUACUUUACAACUUAAAGUCCCGCUACCAAGCAGGUCUCAUUUACACUUAUUCUGGUCUUUUCUGUGUGGCCAUCAAUCCUUACCGACGUCUUCCAAUUUACACAAUGAGUGUUAUUGGUAAAUAUCGAGGAAAGAGAAAGGUUGAGAUGCCUCCUCAUUUGUUCUCUAUUUCUGACAACGCUUACCAAAACAUGUUGCAAGAUCGUGAAAAUCAGUCUGUGCUUAUUACUGGUGAAUCUGGUGCUGGUAAAACUGAAAAUACCAAGAAAGUCAUCAUGUACUUUGCUCAUGUUGCUGCUGUAGCUCACAAAGAAGAAGAAGAGAAGAAAGACAGCAAAAAGGGUACACUAGAAGAUCAGAUUGUACAAUGUAAUCCAGUACUUGAAGCUUACGGUAACGCCAAGACAACCCGUAAUAACAACUCUUCUAGAUUCGGUAAAUUUAUCCGUAUCCAUUUUGGUACCCAAGGUAAAAUCUCUGGAGCUGAUAUUGAACAAUACUUGUUGGAGAAAUCUCGAGUUACAUUUCAACAAUCUGCAGAAAGAAACUACCAUAUUUUCUACCAGCUUCUGUCUAACGCAAUCCCACUUUAUCCAGAAAAGCUGCUGUUAAGUCCAGAUCCAGCCCUUUAUUCAUUUAUCAACCAAGGCUGUAUUACUGUGGACAAUAUUGAUGAUUCACAGGAAAUGUUGGAUACAGAUAAAGCUUUCGAUGUCUUGGGAUUCAGUGAGGAGGAAAAAAUGGGUUUCUUCAAAUGUACCGGUGCCAUCAUCCAUUUUGGUGAAAUGAAAUUCAAACAGAGACCCAGAGAAGAACAGGCUGAAUCUGAUGGAACUGCUGAAGCUGAAAAGGUCGCUUUCUUAUUGGGUAUCAACUCCGGAGAUUUAAUGAAAGGAUUCUUGAAGCCAAAGAUUAAAGUCGGUAACGAGUAUGUCACUCAGGGAAGAAACAAGGUCCAAGUGGUCAACUCUGUUGGAGCUUUGGCAAAAUCUCUGUACGAUCGUAUGUUCAAGAACAUGGUUGUUCGUGUCAACAGAACUUUAGAUACUAAGGCCAAGAGACAAUUCUUCAUUGGUGUACUGGAUAUUGCUGGUUUUGAAAUUUUCGACUUCAACAGUUUUGAACAGAUUUGUAUCAACUACACCAACGAACGUCUUCAACAAUUCUUCAACCAUCACAUGUUCAUUCUGGAACAAGAAGAAUACAAGAAAGAAGGAAUUGAAUGGGAAUUUAUUGAUUUCGGUAUGGAUUUACAGGCCUGUGUUGAUUUGAUUGAAAAGGUAUGUUUCCGUUUUCAUUGUUUUGAUUCAGCUUGUAGAUAUUCAGAAUUGAAAAGAUGGUUUUCCAGAAAAUGUUUUGAACUUUCAAAUUUUAUCAAUUUUCAACAUUUUUCUAUUCCAGCCUUUAGGUAUCUUAUCCAUCUUAGAAGAAGAAUGUAUGUUCCCUAA
Lottia gigantea (owl limpet) is the source of this 1798-nucleotide messenger RNA. RefSeq lists its product as hypothetical. Gene Ontology annotation, biological process: actin filament organization; vesicle transport along actin filament. NCBI's taxonomy places the organism in Eukaryota, Metazoa, Mollusca, Gastropoda, Lottiidae. The transcript has 12 exons. The coding region runs from base 56 to 1798 and encodes 580 amino acids. Gene Ontology annotation, molecular function: microfilament motor activity; ATP binding; actin filament binding. Gene Ontology annotation, cellular component: vesicle; actin cytoskeleton; myosin complex. The record is from RefSeq and is a predicted model, not a curated record.